Molecule: messenger RNA, 2045 nt
Organism: Aethina tumida (small hive beetle)
Lineage: Eukaryota; Metazoa; Arthropoda; Insecta; Coleoptera; Nitidulidae
Gene: Eaat2
Product: excitatory amino acid transporter
Exons: 9
Coding region: 283-1872 (529 amino acids)
Biological process (GO): L-glutamate transmembrane transport
Cellular component (GO): plasma membrane
Molecular function (GO): glutamate:sodium symporter activity; L-glutamate transmembrane transporter activity; neutral L-amino acid transmembrane transporter activity
Source: RefSeq, a predicted model, not a curated record
UCGUGCCGAAUUUGAAAACGCGCUUAAAACUCCAUCGGAAUCGAUAAGUUGUGAGUGCCGGCGGCGGCUAAUUCAGUCGACUCUUUCCCGUUGGCUGAGGUUCACAUUUCAGCACGACACCCUAAAUAAUUCACCCGAUUAGAUACAGUUUUCAUCCUCUCAAUAAUAUAACACGUACAUCAGCAGGAUUGUUGCAUAAAUUCUUUAGUUCGGGUGAUUUUAAUUAAUAACGAAAACGGCCAACGGAAAAAGUAAUCAUUCACAGAAAUUUGAUCACGUGGGAUGGACACAGAUUCAACACGAUAUUCUGAUUACCUGUUUGCCCAAAUGUCGUCAGAUAGCAACCAGGCAAAAGUGGAAUGUACAAAUCAGCCGAGUAAAAAUGAAGAGCUGACCGGCACCAAAAAAUGGAUAACCGAAAACCUCCUCUUUAUAAUUACCCUCUUGGGUGUUAUAAUCGGAAUUGCCGCAGGAUUUGGACUACGCUCACUAGAACUUUCAGAGAGUUCAAUCAUACUCAUAUCAUACCCUGGAGAAUUGUUCAUGAGAGUACUGAAAUUGAUUAUUCUACCUUUAAUUAUCUCUUCCUUGGUGGCCGGUAGUGCCAGUUUAAAUGCUCGUUUGAAUGGUAGAAUAGCACUCAGGACUCUGAUUUACUUUUUCCUAACGUCGGUCAUCAAUGCUGUCCUUGGUGUUAUGUUAGCUGUGCUCAUCCAUCCGGGUGAUCCGGGCCUGAAGCCACUGGACGACACACACACCACCAACAGUAGAAAGAGCGUGUCAGUAUUAGACAGCCUCCUCGAUUUAGGCAGAAACAUCGUCUCCGAUAAUAUUUUUCAAGCAACAUUCCAACAAGCUCAUACUGCUUACACUAACACUACUAUAAGAACUUUUAACGAAGAAAAGAACAUACUUGAGUCUUCUGAUAUUGUGGUUAGAGAAAUCCGUUACAGGUCCGGAACUAAUACACUGGGCAUAGUCUUUUUCUGUUUGAUAUUCGGAACAAUCCUCGGCACGUUAGGACCUAAAGCCAAACUAGUCAUUGAUUUUUUCAGUGUAAUUUUCGAAGUAAUUAUGAAAAUGGUAAACGGAGUGAUCUGGUUAACCCCUAUCGGAAUUAGUAGCGUUAUAGCAGGAAAAAUUCUUUCUGUGGACGAUAUAGUCCUGGUAAUAUCCCAACUGGUCUGGUUUAUAGCGACUGUAGUCUUGGGCGUGUACAUUUAUCAACUCAUAAUUAUGCAAUUAAUAUAUUUAGCCUUCGUACGAAAAAAUCCUUUCAAGUAUUAUUUGGGUUUGGUCCAAGGAACGUUGACGGCUUUUGCUACGGCGUCCACCGCAGCAGCUUUGCCUGUUACAUUCACACUUAUGGACAAAAAGGUUAAGAUUGAUCCUAGGAUUAGUCGGUUUGUGUUGCCCAUCGGCUGUAACAUAAAUAUGGAUGGCACUGCCUUAUUUAUAGCAGUGGCAUCGAUUUUCAUUGCUCAAAUGAAUGGGGUUCAUCUGGGAGUUGGAGAAAUAGUUACCGUCUGUUUUACGUCGACGGCAGCUUCGUUUUCUUCUGCAAGUGUUCCUAGCGCAGCUUUGGUGCUUCUUUUGAUGGUUUUAUCGGCCAUUGAUACUCCUGAUCAAGAUGUAUCGCUAUUGUUUGCUGUCGAUUGGCUUGUUGAUCGAUUUAGAACAACAAAUAAUAUGCUUGGUGACUGUUAUGCAGCUGCAGUUGUAGAAAAAUUAUCAAAGAAAGAACUAAUGGCUUGUGAUGCUAUACAGGAUAAUCCAAAUGGAUUUAAUAAUCACAUUGAUUCAAACACUGAAAGGGACCUAGAACCAACAGAAAUCAUCAUAGAAGGCCUCACCAAUGGUGCUAGAAAAUAGAUUCUCAAACGGGAACAGAGUUAUAUUUUCGUAUUGAAUAGAUUUAGCUCAAGAUGUUACACAUAUCGUUUAUUUUAAUUCAUUUAUGGAAGAUGUUGGAAAUAUAAAUGUUUGAAAAAUAUUGAUUAUUCAUUACGUACGUAUUGACCCUUCCACAUUCUUCUUUUAGUCAC